Spea bombifrons (plains spadefoot toad) is the source of this 9183-nucleotide messenger RNA. It is a transcript of the gene TRANK1, whose product is annotated as tetratricopeptide repeat and ankyrin repeat containing 1. Lineage: Eukaryota; Metazoa; Chordata; Amphibia; Anura; Pelobatidae. The record is from RefSeq and is a predicted model, not a curated record. The transcript has 24 exons. Bases 83 to 8803 code for a protein of 2906 amino acids. Gene Ontology annotation, molecular function: ATP binding; hydrolase activity; protein binding.
AUAACAUCACUCUACAGCAGAACAGUGGAAUAGCUAACACGUCUCUUACAACCAUCUGAAGUAUUUCUUUGGAGGGGUCAGAAUGGACCCCUUGGCGGAAGUAUGUAGGAUACGAAUGCUUGGGAAUGAUUUCUACAAAAAUGGACACUAUUUACAAGCUACCAAGAAGUAUGAGGAAGCCAUAAACAUUUUGAUCCAGUUUCACUAUAUGGGGAAUUUUCAAAAGGAUAUGGCUGUACUUUUUUGCAAUAGGGCAAACUCCCUGUUCAAACUUGGCAAAUACCAGGAGGCUUUUUUGUCUGCACAACAGAGCCUAACUAUUGAUACGUUUCAUGUUAAGGCAUAUUACCGUGCUGGUUGUUGCAUGCUAAAGUUAAAUCAAACUGAUACUGCCCUAAUGAUGUUUCUAAAUGGACUUCUGCAUGGCACAUCUCAACCAGAAAUUAUUGCAGACUUUCUGACUGAAAUAUUGGUGGUCUUUGAAGUUGGAGGAGCCAACCAUGCUUUUCUUGCGAAUUUUGAAUAUAUUCUAAGAGAACAAUACAGUAAACAUAUUUGGAAGACGGUCAUCAAGAGACUAGUACAAAGAGGGAUGUAUAAGGCAUGUCUUUUUCUAAUGUCAACUGAGCUUUCUAGGGGCAUCAGUGACUUGCAAGUUUCACUCAAGGGCAUUUUUGAGACAUUUUUGAACCCAUUAUACUACAGAGAUAUGUCCCUCAUACAUGGCCUUGUAAUGUGGCUAUUAACUAUGGGAGCAGACGUGGAUACCAUUGGAAAGUAUCCUCUACAUUCCAUUUUGAAGCUUUGCAUUCAAGCAGGUGAUUACAACCUCCUGGAACUUGUGCUGAGGAAGACAUCUGCUAUGAAGAAUCAAAUUAAUCAAAAAGAUGAAAAUGGCAAUACACUUUUACACAUAGUAGCAUCUUCGCCAGUCUCUAUGCACUACACAAUGAAGCGUCAAGCACAAAAUGUAAAGAUUCUCCUGGAUUAUGGAUGUGACCCUGGUAUCACAAAUCGAGAAGGAUUAGAUGUCUCGGCUGUAAUAAAGAAAAACAGAAACUUCAAAGCAGAAUCUAUAAUAAAUAAACAUACAGAAAAACAGAGACCCUUUGCAUCUGAGCCCACAAGACCAUCAGAUAAGCAUGAAGCUGCUGCUCUGGAGGAUGAACCAGCAUCUUUUGCCAGUGCCCUGGAACAGUUUGUAGAUUUCUGCGAGCAGAACAGCACACAAACUGACCAAAUCACAAAACUCUUAAAACACAAUACCGUUACUCAUUUUCUGCAAGUCCUGUCCACCGUGAAAGAAAUCCCCGCGAAAUUGACUUGCGACAUCCCAGAGUCUUUUAUUCAAGGCCUCAUAGAUCAAUUAAUAUCUCAGGAAAAGUGGCAUGAGAUUUUGCUUCUCCUUACUAGAAAUGCCACUGGAGAAACAAAAGAUGCACAUCAGGGAUUGUUUAAAAAAUGCCGCCUUCCUAACGUCAAUAUUGGGAGUGUCAUAGGUUGCGUGGAUCCCACCAGCAAGAUACGGUUGCCCUUAGUGAAAAUUCUGUUGGAUAAAGGAGCUCCUCCAAAUGGGAUUGGGGCAGAUUUAGAAGAGCCAAUUCAAACAUGCCUAAAGAAAAAUGAUUUUGCUUUGGCUUACUUAUUACUGAGUAGAGGUGGAAAUCCACAGAGCUUGACCAUUAAAGAUGGGGACAUGCCUAUACACACUGCGGUUGCUGUUGCUUUAAAUAAGAAUGGUGAUGAUGGAAUUAGGAUGCUGAAACACCUUCUUGAUUUAUACUCAUCUGAUCCAUUUGAAUAUUCAUAUUUAGAUCCCAACAAACAGGACAAAAAUGGUGACACUGUGAUGCACUUGCUUUUCAGAAGUGACUAUUCUAAGCAGUACCAACAAUUAAUGGAUUUCCUUGCCAAAUUUGACAUCAAAUUAACAAUAAAAAAUAAAAUGGGAAAAGAUGCCAAGCACAGAAUAAAAAAUAAAGACCCACGUUUUAUUGCUUGGACUGAGGCUAAAAAGAGAAUUAAGAGAGAUCAGCCUAGCAUGUCUGCCAAGUCAAUGGCAAGUAAAAAAAUCCCUUCGUUUACACCAGGAACCAAUUCACCUACUCCCAAAAUACUACAUCAAGCCCAAAAGCAUCAAGACAAUACACUCCAAAAUAAUUUAUCUGUGAAUGAACAUGCAUUAGAUGAUCGCUUUUCUGAGACAGUAGUACUCACUGAGAAGCCAAUGACUUUGAGAGAGAACCUUGCUCAGGCAAUACGAGAUUUAAUUAAAAGCAUGGAACUGGGCAAAUUGUCAUCAGAAGCUGAUGCUCCAAGUCCAACUUUGCCAUUAAAUAUGAAUAUAAUAGACAAUAUUAAUUUGCCUAUUGCUUAUACACAUGAUACCACAGCACCAACUAAUGACCUUGGGGAAAAUACAUGUGCAGAGAUCAAUGGUGCUGCAGAAUUUUCUGGCAAUGAACAUUGUGUGCUUUACAAUAAUGAAAAGCCAACCGAAAUAUUGGAAACAGACCUAGAUCUCUCAAAAAUUGACUUCAAUAACAUGACUUGGGAAAUCGAGUGUGCUCCAGAAGCCCUUAAGAAACUAGGGAGCAAGGUUAUACCUCAGUAUAUGAAAAGUAAGAUCAUACAUUCCAUUCUGAAACUUGGAAACGGAGAAUGGACACGAAGCCUCUGCAAACGACUAAAAUGCACUAAAUGUGAUAUUAUGCUCUAUGAAGUGAAAUUGGACAAAGGGGCAAGGUUGCUAUGGGAACUUGCAAUUGAUUUUUCCCCACGUUGCAGCAAGGAGCCAGAAGAGAUAAUGUCAGAAUUUUCUUUCCAUGACUCAGGAAAAACUGGGAGAGUUUACACAGAAAUAAUUAGGAUAUGGGACAUUGUACUUGACCAUUGCAAACUCAGUAACACAAUUGAAUACGUAUGUAGUUCCUACAGCCGAGGCUUGAGCUGUAUACUGAGGAAAAAACUGAAAGUUCUAACCAAGACUCUAGUUUCUUCAAAUGUGGAAAAUCGGAUUCCUAAUUACUUUGUAGAGUAUAUAGAGCUGGAAACAAACACGCAGCAUAUUAUCCCGGAUUAUUUUCCUCCUGCAAGUGCAGUGGAAACAGAAUACAAUAUCAUGAAAUUCCACAGCUUCAGCACAGACAUGGCACUUAAUAUACUAAGUAACAUAAAUUCCAGGGUUGAGUAUCCCUUUAGAGUUGGUGAAUUAGAAUAUGCUGUCAUCGACCUCAAUCCACAGCCUCUGGAGGCAAUCAUUUUAAUUGGCAGAAGUGGAACAGGAAAAACAACUUGCUGUAUGUAUCGUCUUUGGAAGAAGUUCCACUCGUACUGGGAAAAGGCUGAGGCUGUUGGUGAGCCAUUGCUUGUGAAGCAGACAUGGCAGAGAAAAAAGUAUGAAGACUUUACUGAAAAGGAUGAAACAGGGGAAGAAGAUACUACUGAAACAGAAUCUUCUGACAGCACAGAUGAAGAACAAAUGCCAUUGCCAGGGGACAUUGCUGAAGAUAUCAGUUCCCCAGAAUGUAAAGAAGAUGAAACUGUCAAACUGGAGCACUACCAUCCUAUAUUUAUCACCAAAAAUAAUGUCCUUUGUCGAGAGAUUCAAAGGAAUUUUCUUGAGUUAAGCAAGUCUACAAAAGCAACAAGUCAUUUUAAACCUGUUGAACAUAAUAUUUACAAGUUACAAGACUUAAAAGAUGAGAAUUUCCCCAUGUUUAUCACCUCUCAACAGCUGCUGCUGUUACUGGAUGCUUCAAUGCCUGAUCCGUUUUUCCCCAGAAAUGAAGAUGGGAGUCUUAAAAGGAAUAUUAAUGGAUGGUCCUUAUCAGAUGAAUUUGAUAUACCAGAUGUGUUAAGGCAGGAUGAUGAAGGAGAUGCUGACCAAGAAAUCGAUGAAGAGGAAAAUAUCUGUGAGCUGCAAGAAAAUGAUCCUCGUGCUUUUGUAACAUUUGAGCUAUUUACCAGCCUCUUUUGGCCUAAGAUGGUGCGGGGAAAAUCUCUGUACAAUGCAGCACUGAUAUGGAAAGAGAUCAAGUCAUUUUUAAAAGGCUCCUUUGAAGCUCUGAAUUGUCAUCAGGGCAAACUCACAGAGGAUCUGUACAUUAAACUUGGUAGAAAAAGAGCUCCAAAUUUUCAAGGAGAUCGUAAAGAAAUAUAUCGCCUUUUUUGCCUGUAUGAACAAUUAAAGUCUGAGAGGGGUUACUUUGAUGAAGAGGAUCUUCUAUAUGAUUUGUCCCGUAGGCUUUCAAACCUUGAAGAACUUCCAUGGUCUAUUCAUGAGCUGUAUGGAGAUGAGAUUCAGGACUUCACUCAAGCAGAGCUCUUCCUGCUUAUGACAUGCAUUAAUGACCCAAAUUCUAUGUUUUUGACUGGAGACACAGCUCAGAGCAUAAUGAGAGGGGUUUCUUUCCGUUUCAGUGAUCUAAGAUCCUUAUUCUAUUAUGCAAGUAAAAACUGUGGAAGUGGGGAAAAGAACAGCAUUGUUAGAAAACCAAAACAGAUAUAUCAGCUAUAUCAAAACUAUCGCUCUCACUCUGGAAUUCUGCUUCUGGCUUCUGGUAUUGUGGAUUUGCUGCAGUAUUAUUUUCCUGAAUCAUUUGAUCGAUUACCACGUGACUGUGGCUUGUUUGAUGGCCCAAAACCAACGAUUUUGGAGUCUUGCAGUGUUAGUGACAUGGCUAUGUUACUGCGUGGCAACAAAAGGAAAACUCAACCAAUAGAGUUCGGAGCUCAUCAGGUUAUACUGGUAAAAAAUGAAGAGGCCAAGGAAAACAUACCAGAGGAAUUAAGCUUGGCAUUGGUUCUUACUAUUUAUGAAUCAAAAGGCUUGGAAUUUGAUGAUGUUCUACUGUACAAUUUCUUCACUGACUCGGAGGCUUCCAAGGAGUGGAGAAUCAUCUCUUCCUUUAGCCCGGUAUCACAAGAGACUGAAGACAGACAAACCAUUAUCGAGGUUUCUUUGGAUAAAAUGUUCAUAUCUUCAAUCAGACAAGAAGGGAUAAAUCCAGAAAUGCAUAAGCUACUCAAUGAAGAACUAAAACAAUUAUACACAGCUAUUACAAGGGCCAGAGUGAACCUGUGGAUAUUUGAUGAGAAUCAAGAGAAACGAGCCCCGGCUUUUCAAUAUUUCAUCAAAAGAAACCUUGUCAAAGUGGUUAGGACAGAUGAAAACAAAGACCUUGAUGACAAAAUGUUUGUGAGGACUUCAUCCAAAGAGGAGUGGAUUUCUCAAGGAGAUUAUUAUGCAAAACACAAAUGUUGGAAGGUUGCUGCUAAAUGCUACCAAAAGGGUGGAGCAAAAGAUAAAGAACACCUUGCUUUUGCCAAUGAUGCAGUCCUAAAUUUACAGUCCAGAAAGACUAAUGCAAGGGAUAAAGUGGAAUAUAUAAGGCUUGCUAAAACGUAUUUACAAUGUGGAGAAUCUAAACUGGCUCUCAAGUGCUUAACGUGGGCCAAAGAAUAUCGUCUCUGUGCAGAACUGUGUGAGAAACUGAAAAAGACAAAGGAUGCAGGAUAUUUUUAUAAAAGGAUUCAAGAGUACAAACUUGCUGCUCAGUGCUUUGAAAAGGCUGGGGAAUUUGAGCUGGCAAUGGACCUAUACAUAAAAGAAAAGAUGUUUGAAGAGGCUGCUGAGGUUGUUGAAAGAUGUGAAAAGAAUAAUCCAAACAUUCACCAGUCAUACACAUCCAAACAGUUGUAUCUUGAAGCUGCAGCUGAAUAUUUCAACAAUAACAAACUAAAAAAAAUGCUUGAAAUUCUGUCCAAAAUUGAUGUAGAAGACCAGUUGUUAUUCUUAAGGACACAUAAACGAUGGGCUGAAGCAGCCGACUUGCUUAAAAGUAAAGGACGAUGUGAUGAAGCUGCAUCACUGAUGAGGCAGCAUGGGAAAUUAUUAGAAGCAGCAGACCUGACAAUGAAGAGAGAAUUUCGUGCCUCUUGUUUGCUUGCUGCGGCAAGAUGCAUGAUAGCGGAAAGUAAAGAUGCCAGCAAUAUUCUUACAGAGGCUAUACAGCUUUUCAAAGAUACUGAGAAUAGAAUUGGUGUGGCUGAAGCCAUGCUUCUACAAGGAAUUUUGGAAAGUGAUUGUGAGAAGCUCCAUCAUUCAUUUCAAGAUUUCAUGUCCUUAUCUCACACUGCAGGUUCUGUGGAAGCACUCUACCAGUGUGUGAAGUGUGGAGAUCCCGAUCCAUCACCCCUUUUUAUUGUUUCAAAUGUGUUAAAUUCACUUCUAAGGCUAGUGAAAGCACUCAGAGAAACAAAAAACAAUUUAGAGAGGGAAAUGGUCAAAUCCUGCUACGAGUUUUUUGGGAUUGUAAAAGUAGAGGAAAAUAAUUGCUUCAUUCCUCAAUAUGAAGGAGCAAGAAUUGUUGAAGUCAAAAUAGAAGAAAACUUUGAAAUCAGAGACAAGAAAACCAAGGAUGCAAUGUAUUGUAUUGAGCUUAAAGAUGUAAAACUAAUGUUAGAAAAACACAUUUUAAAAAGGUUAUAUGAUAUUUCUUCAAAUGUAUUUGACAGAGUUUAUCCUGACAUCUGCCCUAAGUAUAUAGCUGGCCUAGAGUGUGCAGAUGAGAACUGCUCAGACUUUCACCGUCCUUUGCUGCGUCAUGAGCUUAAAGAAAUGAUACACAACAAGAUGGAUUUAAUAUCAAUCAGUGGAUUGCUGCUAGAAGGAAGAAACUUUGCACAAGAACUUUCUCAUUUGUUUCAAGAGAAACUAAAUGUGUACGCUUUUCGGUUUUGCAGUUCUCUGUUAAAGUUGUAUUUCCCUAAGCAUUUUCAUCUAAGAAGUGUUUCAGAAAACACAGUAGCACGCAAGAUUUUCGAAGAAAAGCGACACAAGUCACAGCCUUCAUAUAGGGCCAUGUUGAGUGAAUAUGUUGUCUCACUGUUUCAGCAUGGAGAUGAUCGAACGAGAAGAGAGUCAACUGACCACUGGUUACAGGCAAUGCAGAUUCUUACGUUGUUUUCUAAUUAUCCGGAUGGCUUGAAACGUUUCCUUGUGAAAGAGGAAACCCAGUACCACAAGGAUUGUUUGCUUCAGAGCAAGCGAAAAUUACUAGAUGGCAAACAUGGCAUGCUGAAGGCUGAUGCAUCUUCUGGCCCUCCAGAAGGAACACACAUACAUUUUUUCAGACUUCUACAAAAUGCGGUAGACCAACUUUACAUCAACCAGAACCCAGAAAAUUGUAAGACAUAUUUCUACAGAUUUAUGAAUGUGUUUGUCAAAAAAUGUACUGAACCAUUGAUUCCAAAUAUUGGCAAUACAGUUAUGCUUUUAGAGUAUCAAUUUGUUCUCUGCUGUGCAGUUCUUAUGCGUUUCAGUAUGGACACCCGAGUACUUCUACCUAAAAGUUACAUAUCCAUUCUGCAUCAUUGGGAGUUCAUGUUUGGGAGGAAAAUGUCAAAGUCUGGGGUGAAAGACACAUACUCUAUUUUGUGGGAAUUCAAAACAAGGGAUGUAAGACAGACUACACGAAACUUCAGACACCAUCUUUUUUACCUUGCUGCAGUUUUGUGUGGAGAAGAGAAUGAACAAUUCAAUGUUCUACUUGAUGCAUUUAGUGACGUAGAUUACAUUUCUUCUGGGGAAGCCGAGAGAACACUGGUGCUUUGCUUGGUAAUGAUGGUGAAUACCAAAGGGGUUUUGGAUCCAAAAGCAAAUUAUAUACUAUGUAAGCAUUUUUCAUCUAUUCAGAAAUCUUUGAUGGAUAUGAAAAAGCUAUUUCCAUCUAAAGUCUCCAACAGAAUAGUUAAUGUAGUGGACCGAGUUACUGUGCCUGUUAAUGUGGAAAAAGUGGUUAACAUCCUCCAGGAACUGCUUGUAUUACGUGAUGAUGAACGCUUAGUUGAGUGCUCUUGGAGCUGGGAUAAAGGACAAGUACGUGGUAUCUAUUUUAAUGAUAAAUUCAACUUUAAAAAGUUUGCUCAUGUUAAACAUUCAGUAACAGAUAUUAAGAUGGCUCAUGUUCAGGAAGACAGAGAAAUUUUUAAUGAAGAAAAAGUAGAUCUUGUGUCAGCCAUAGCUUCACAGGUGCAACAGGAACUCUCAGCAAUGCUUAAAUUUGAGAAACUACUACUUCUUGUCUGUUUCUGUAUAAAAUGGAAAAGAGCUUGUCUAAGGAUGAAAGUAAGACGGAUGGAAGAAACCAUUCCUGAAAACUUCAAAAGAGCAUAUGUCGACAGAACUCAGUGUGACCUUUGUGGGGUAAAAUUUUUACAGAGUGGUUCGGUCACUUCACUUCCUGAAGAAACUGAGGAAGGGAUUUCAGAAGCUGUGACUCCUAUUGUUUGGGCAAAGGAUGAUAUUGUUGGCAACACUCAGGAAGUAGGAGAGACUUAUGAGAUUCACAUUACCAAAGAGAAUCAUAAAAACCAAAAGAGAGCCUAUAACAAUUACCUGAAAUUUUACAAAGAGAAAGUGGAGAGAGUGCUUUGUGAAAGCAAAUCUCUUUUGAAAACUAUGGAAGAAACUACAGGACAUGAAUUGACCAAAGAAGUGUUCCGCUUGGAGCAAAAUAAGACCGAAAACAAAAUUAAGAAGAUUGUUGACUUAAUGGAAAGAAUCUAUGAGACUAAAACCUGGUGUGAAGCUGAUAUGUCAAUGGAAAUCCCUCUGACAGAAUUAUCAGCAGGUAUUCUGCAUGCUCAAGAGUUACUCAGAAAAAAUGAACAACAUCUGUCUAAAAAAGAAGGUUUUCCAAAGGAUGACAUGUUUGAACACGAGGUUGACUAUGGAGGAUUUGAAGAGCUUUGUUGCAAGAAGUCAAAAAAAAACAAAAGGAGGUUUAAGAAACAUUAAAAAUAUACCAUGCAUGUACGCAUUAAUGUUGCGAUAUAGGAUAAGUGUUAUGAUCUAGUAAAGUAGCUUCAACAUAGGUAUACCUAAACAAGUAUACCUAAAACAUUCAUUAAUGUGCACAUACAGACAUGUUAAGGGAAAAUUUGGCAUCAUUGUUUUAUAUAAUGUCCAUUUUGGAUAUAUUUUUCUUAUAAGAAAGUGGGUUAUAUCUUUGUUCAAAAUUACUCUUUAAGAUCUGUUCAGAUAAUAUUUGCCCAUGUUUAAUGUAAAUGUUGCUCAUUGAGUUUAUUGUAUGGAGUUCCCUCUUCAUUGCCUGUAUCAGUUUUAUACUAAACAUUUACAUUUCUUUUAUACUAAUAAAGUUAACAUUACAAAGAUAA